GAAGCGAUGGCGGCGGCCGAGGCCGAGUGGGAGCCGGCGGGGCUGCUGCCCGCCCCGGGGGGCGGCCUGGACUGGGAGGCUGUGCUGGGCGAGGAGCUGAGCGAGCUGCUGGGCGCCGCGGCCCCGAAGGACGAGCCCGACGAAAAUGAUCUUUAUAACUUUCAUUUUGAUUUGGAUUUGAUGUCUUGGGACUCGGACCUUUGGAAUAUUACGGGCCAUGCUUAUGCAGAUGCAAACGUGAAGACAGAGCCUUUAUCGCCAGCCGCUUCCAGCUGUUCGGUCCCUUCACCACCGGCUGUGGACUCCCCAGUGCAGAAUGUGCCUGAUGAUGUGGACUUCAGCUGUAGCUCCCAGAUGUCUCCCAUCUCUCUCUACAGCAAGAGCUGCAGAAGCCCUGCAUCCCCUGAAGGAGAUGGAGGGAAGAAGCCUGCUGUGAGCAUUUCUUCUCGAUCUGCAAAUAAUUCUGCAAGGAGCCUGAAGAAGUGUGGUCAGACAGUGUCCAGGCCUUUGAUACAACCCAAACCCCUUUUGCCUGCUGUGCCUGAAGCUCAGGCUAACAUUGGCAUCCCAGCUAAAACCAUCAUUAUUCAGACUCUUCCCACGCUUGUGCCACUGCCAAAGAAUCAGCCAGUUGUUAACAUCCAGCCAGCACCUCCUAAAGGUCCAUCUGUGGUGCUGCCCCAGCCUGCUGUGGUACAGCUCCAGGCUUCUGGGGUGCUUCCUGCCUCCCAGCCAGUCAUUGCAGUCACUGGAGGGGCCCCAGCACUUCAGAACCACACGGUGAAGGCUCUGUCUCCAGCUGCUGGGAACGGCUCCAGCAGCGGCAAAAUCCCGGUGACAAAGCCCUUGCUCCAGAGCAGCUCCCCGGCCAUGGGGCUGGAUGUCAAUGUCUUGAGGCGGCAGCAGCGCAUGAUUAAAAACCGUGAGUCAGCCUUUCAGUCACGCAAGAAAAAGAAGGAAUACAUGUUGGGACUGGAGGCCAGGCUGGAGGCAGCCCUGCUGGAGAAUGAGAAACUCAAGAAAGAAAACAGCACGCUGAAGAGGCAGCUGGAUGAAGUGGUACUAGAGAACCAGAAGCUCAAAGUAUCAUCUCCAAAGAGAAGGACACUCUGUGUGAUGGUGAUACUGGCCUUUAUAAUGUUGAAUUAUGGUCCAUUGAGUGUAUUUGAAAAGGAUCCCAAUGGAGUAGAUUCCACUGUGAGUUCUAACCACCGGACCAGAAAUCUUCUGGAGUUCUCAGCUCACCAGGAGUCCAGCACAGCUCAGAAGAUACCUGAGGGCAUUGUUUCAGAGAAGAGUAACAGGUAUGACCGUUCUGUAUCUGAUAACAAAGCACUAAUGAUAGUCUCAGAAGAACCACUGUUAUAUAUUUCACCACCACCACCCCCCUGCCGGCCUCUGAUCAACAGGACAGAGUCACUGAGGCUGACCCACGAGCUGCGAGGAUGGGUGCACAGGCACGAGGUGGAGCGCACGCGGUCGCGGCGCCUGAGCAACAGCCAGCAGCAGCGAGCGCGAGUCCCGCAGAGCUCUCUCAGUGACAAAGCAGAUUCCCAGCUAAUGGCCAUGCCUUACACAGACACCAGUCUCAGCAGGAACUCAGGGAAUGAGCUGCAAGUGUAUUAUGCCUCUCCAAGGAGCUAUCAGGACUUCUUUGAAGCGAUUCACCGAAGGGAAGAUACCUUCUAUGUGGUGUCAUUCCGCAGAGACCACCUGCUACUGCCAGCCACCACACAUAACAAGACCAGGAGACCAAAGAUGUCUAUAGUGCUGCCAGCUGUAAACAUCAAUGAGAAUGUGAUCAAUGGGCAGGACUACGAGGUGAUGAUGCAGAUUGACUGCGAAGUGAUGGACACCAGGAUCCUCCACAUCAAAAGUUCAUCUGUCCCUCCAUACCUCCGAGAGCAGCGCAGAAAUCACAGCGACACCUUCUACAGCUCGUCCCCGUCCGUCCCAGAGACGCCCCAUGCCCUGAGGGCCAUUGUCAAAUCCCUGCAGUAGCUCUUGUGGCAGCGCACG
Messenger RNA from Melozone crissalis (California towhee), 2019 nucleotides. RefSeq names its product activating transcription factor 6 (gene ATF6). Gene Ontology annotation, biological process: endoplasmic reticulum unfolded protein response; regulation of transcription by RNA polymerase II. Gene Ontology annotation, cellular component: nucleus. The transcript is spliced from 16 exons. The record is from RefSeq and is a predicted model, not a curated record. Gene Ontology annotation, molecular function: RNA polymerase II cis-regulatory region sequence-specific DNA binding; DNA-binding transcription factor activity, RNA polymerase II-specific. The coding region runs from base 7 to 2001 and encodes 664 amino acids. Lineage: Eukaryota; Metazoa; Chordata; Aves; Passeriformes; Passerellidae.